AUGAGAAACAUUCAACUUUUAAGAGAAAUCCAGACUUCGAACGUAGCGAAACAUGUUAGCGCAUCUUUUAAAAUCCCUAAAAAGUUAAUUAAUUCUAAAUCAAUAGCGAAAGUGAACAAUUUAGAUUUGAUGGGGUUCAGUUUAGAAAAAUGGAGCAAUAAGAAACAUUAUUCCACGGAAACGAUUUCCUCGAAAAUGAAAAAGGAAAAUAUAUCGCUCAACAAAUGGAAUAUUUCAUUCGAAGCAAUGCGUUUAGACCAUUUCGGUUUAAAUCGACGCAUCCCAGAAUCAAACAAUAGCAUAAAGAAAAAUAACUGCAUAAAAUAUAACAAGGAUACGAUUAAAACAAAAAAUUUAAAAACAUAUUCAAGUAAACAUCUGACAAAGUUGACUAAGAAAAAUGCAUUAACUUUAUACAAUAUCAACUCGUUUCCCAGCAAUGCGGAGGACAUGCACAAAAUUCGCUUUUUAAAGUUGGUUGAAAAUUUGAAAUCUACAGAAAAAAUUAAUAAAGACAAGAAUGUCUUAAAAGAACAAGUUCAAUUUAAACAACUUGUCAAAAAAAAGAUUAAAAAUAUGAGAACAUAUCCGUCGGAGCAAACUAACGUUGACAAUGAUACUGAAAUCACCUGUCCAAACUGUGAUUCAAAAAUGAAAAUUGUGCCGUUCAAAAAACACAAGGUAGAAAAUAUUGAUAUUGAUCACAUCAGAGAGUCGAAAAACGAUUUAAACUUGGUACAUCAGAAAAAUGAAAACCAAAACAAUGAGGGCAUGAGUGUGUUAAAUCGCAAUUUUAAUGGCGCAGAACGUGUUAAUCAAAAGUAUGUCGAUUUUGUCAUCGAAGGAUAUAACAGUUAUGAAGAUGCACAACCUUUCGUUUCUCUUCCGGUGUUUACCAAAAACAGUGCCGAAAAUAUUCAUGAUACGCAAAAUGAGCACGAAAUUGCAAAUUCCAAAGAUUUUUUGUGCAGUACGAACAAAAUUUUACAAUCGGAAAAAGAUUCCCAAGUUGACAACUUUUCAAACAAUGAAAUUAGUGAAUUUUCCGAAAACAAAACAUUUUCGGACGAUCAGCAACGCUUUUGUGGCAAUAUCGAUGAUAAUGAUGAUAUCUGUGAGUUUACGGAAAAGAAAACAUUACCGUCCAAUCAGCAAUUAGAAAACAUUGAUACUAAUUGUGAGUUAUCAGUAAAUGGAACAUUUUCCACAGAUAAGCAGUUUGUAAGUACUAAUAUUGAUAUUGAAAAAGAUGAAUCAUCGGAACAACUUGAAUGUUGCAACCUUGAAAAUGAACUGCUUGAACCAUCUGAAAAAAAUAAUAUUUUUGAAGUACAUAAGUGUGAUUGCCACACACCAUUAAAAAGCAAUAACGCUGGCGAUGCCAAAGAAGUUUCAACCACACAAGCAACAGAAAUUUCAAGAAAAAAGUGGUCCAAAGGCUCAAAACUUGAUGCACAUAUUAUUUCUGAAAAUCGCUUCAAUAAAAUAAAUUUUGGCACAAAAAUUCAGUUAAAUUUGAAGAAAAAUUGUAUUACAGAUAAACAAGAAUUGGAUUCAGAAAAUGUUAAAAUUCGUCUGUCAGAUUUUAAAGAAUAA
Messenger RNA from Helobdella robusta, 1596 nucleotides. RefSeq lists its product as hypothetical. The coding region runs from base 1 to 1596 and encodes 531 amino acids. The transcript has 2 exons. NCBI's taxonomy places the organism in Eukaryota, Metazoa, Annelida, Clitellata, Rhynchobdellida, Glossiphoniidae. The record is from RefSeq and is a predicted model, not a curated record.